Molecule: messenger RNA, 4274 nt
Organism: Salvelinus sp. IW2-2015
Lineage: Eukaryota; Metazoa; Chordata; Actinopteri; Salmoniformes; Salmonidae
Source: RefSeq, a predicted model, not a curated record
AACACCUCCCCUACCUUCCCUUACCUGCCCCACCCAAACUACCUUCCUUACCUGCCCACCAAACUACCGCCCUUACCCUGCCCCACCAAAACUACCUGCCCCUACCUGCCCACCAAAACACCUCCCUUACCUUCCUUACCCCACCAAACUACCUCCCUAUACCUGCCCCACCAAACUACCUCCCUACCUGCCCCACCAACUACCUCCCUACCUGCCCCACCAAAAACACCUUCCCGACCGCCCCACCAAACUACCUGCCCACCAAACUACCUCCCCCACCAAACCUACCCCCCACCAAACUACCGCCCACCCAAAAACUACCUCCCACCUGCCCCACAAAACUUUACCUCCCCCACCAAAACUACCUCCCCACCAAAACUACCUGCCCCACCAAACUACCUCCCCUUAACCUCCCCACCAAAACUUACCUUCCCUUACCUUCCCUAUCUGCCCCACCAAACUCCUGCCUACCGCCCCACCAAAACACCUCCCUUACCUGCCCCACCAAACGACCUCCCUUACCUUCCUUACCGCCCCACAAACACCUGCCCGUACCUUCCCUAUACCUGCCCCACCAAACUACCUCCCUUACCUGCCCCACCCAAACUACCUUCCCUUACCUGCCCCACCAAACUACCUUCCCACCUGUCCCACAAAACACCUGCCCUUACCGCCCCAACCAAACUACCUGCCCACCGCCCCACCAAACUACCUCCCUACCUUCCCUUUACCGCCCACAAACUACUUCCCUUACCUGCCCCACACAAACACCUGCCCUACCUGCCCCACAAACUACCUUCCCUACCUCCCACCAAACUACCUGCCCCACCAAACUACCGCCCCACCAAACUACCUCCCCACCAAACUAACCUGCCCACCAACUACCUGCCCCACCAAAAUACCUUCCCUAACCUGCCCACCAAACUACCUUCCAUACCUUCCCUUAUCUGCCCCACCAAACUACCUGCCCCUUACCUGCCCACCAAACUACCUCCUACCUGCCCCACCAAACGACCUGCCCUUACCUUCCCUUACCUGCCCCACCAAAAACACCUGCCCUUAACCUUCCUACUGGCCCCCACCAAACUACCUCCCUUAUCUGCCCCCACCAAACUACCUUGCCCUACCUCCCUACCGCCCACCAAAAACUACCUGCCCUUACCUGCGAACACCAAACUACCUUCCACCGCCCCACCAAACUACCGCCCUUACCGCCCCACCACACUGCCUCCCUUACCGCCCCACAAAACUACCUCCCUUACCCACCUGCCCCACCAAACUACCUCCCCUACUUCCCUUACCUCCCCACCACACACCUUCCCUUACCUGCCCACCCAACUACCUCCUACCUGCCCCAACCAAACAACCUGCCCUUACCUGCCCCACCAAACUACCUGGCCCUUACCUGCCCCACCCAAACUACCCCUGAGGCAUGGGGCGCGGCUCUCCAGUCAGAACAAACUGGGCCACUAUGCUAUCCAUGCAGCUGCCUUCGCAGGCUCAAAGACAGCCAUGGAUGUCAUCCUCAAAGCUGGAGAGGAGAUGGGUCAUUCCAUAGAGGAACACAUUAAUUUCCUGGAUAAGUCGUGCAGUAGUCCACUUCACCUGGCGGUCAGGGGAGGCAACAUGGACAUCAUUGAGUUCUGCAUCCACAAAGGAGCCAAGAUCGACCAGCAACAGGUGGACCGGUCCACAGCGCUGCACUUUGCCUGUUCCCAGGGAGCUACAGAGGCUGUUAAACUGAUGCUGUCCUCCUACAGCAGGCUGGACAGCAUCAUUAACCUGCCUGAUGGAGCCUGCCAGACACCUCUACACAGGGCAACUAUAUUUGAUCACACAGAAUUGGCGGAGUACCUCAUUUCAAAGGGUGCAGACAUCGACUACAUAGACUGUAAGGGUCUUUCCCCACUGCUGCUGGCUACUAACUGCGGAGCCUGGAGAACAGUGGCUCUUCUGCUGUCCAAAGGUGCCAACGUGAACAUAAAGGACAAAUCAGGAUGUAACUUCCUCCAUCUGGCCAUCCUGCAACCCAAAGGCCUCAAAAACCUCUCCAGAGACAUCUUACAGCACAGCAGUGUGAAGGAUCUGUUGAGUAACGAGGACAACAAGGGAUGUACUCCUCUCCACUACGCCUGCAGACUGGGAAUCCACGAAUCUGUCAAGAACAUCCUGGUUCUACAGGUGUCUCUGGACCGCAAGUCCAAGGACAAGAAGUCUGCCCUGCACUUCGCUGCCCAAAUUCACAAAUCGUGUUGUUGUUGUUGUUGUGGUCAGAGCACUGCGCUGCACUUGGCAGCCCGGGAGGGCCAUGUAGCAGCGGUGAGACUGCUGCUGCAGAGAGGGGCGGAGAUCAGCCUCAACAAGAACCACGCCUCCUUCUUCCACGAAGCACUGCAACAUGGGAGGAAGGACGUGAUUAAUGCCAUCAUCGACAGCGACAGAUGUAAUCACAUCCUGAGUAUGUUCAAACGUGAUGCUGGCUGUCGUUGUCCAGUGUUGGACCUGGUUGACUUGCUGCCAGAGUCUUGCAAGUACCUUCUGGAUCGCUGCAUUCGAGAAUCAGACGACGAUACCAGAAGUCCUGACUACCAUAUCGACUACAAUUUCCAGUGGCUUCAGGCUCCAAUAGCGCUGACGAAGCAUGCAAAGGUAGACAAAGGCUUGAAGAUCCAGCCUCUGGCCACUCUGAAUGCCAUGGUGAAAUACAACCGCAUAGAGCUCCUCUCACACCCCGUCUGCAAGAAAUACCUGGAAAUGAAGUGGGUGGCCUACGGGAGCGCUGCUCACCUUCUGAACCUGUUUGUAUACCUGCUGGGUCUGCUUCCUCUCACCCACCUCAUAGUGAGCCUGAGACCCAGCCUGGAAUACACCGACCCUGACAACACCACAGCUGUCACCAUGGUGCCCAUUUCCUUCAAAGAGCACGGCUCCUUCCUGUCCAGCUGCAUGGUGAUGGUGCUGGUGAUGAACAUUUAUUCCAUGGGGAAGGAAGUGACGCAGAUGUACCACCAGCGUUUGAAUUACUUCAAGGAUCCCAUUAACUAUCAGGACUGGACUGUGGCCAUCUUCUCUCUUCUCUUUGUCAUCCCUCUGUACUUCAACGUUGAGGGGUCUUGGUUCUGGCAGGCUGGGGCGAUGGCAGUCUUUCAAUCCUGGAUUAGCUUCCUCUUCUAUCUGCAAAGGUUUGAGCACUUUGGGAUUUACGUGGUGAUGUUUAACGAGAUUGCGAAGACGUUGUGGAAAAUCMUAUUGCUCUUCUUCUUUCUGAUGCUGGCUUUUGCCUUGGUCUUCCAUGCCCUCAUGCUCAAUCAGAAAGAGUUUGAGCGACUGGACCUGUCUGGGGUCCAGAUCUUUGUGAUGAUGGUUGGAGAACUGAAUUACCAAAGCAACAUUCUGGACAUAUACCUAGACAACAAACUUCCAUUUCCCUUCCUCACUUUCUAUAUGUUUGUGAUGUUUGUCAUCCUCAUGCCGAUCCUGCUGAUGAACAUGAUGAUCGGUUUGGCGGUCGGAGACAUCGCUGAGGUAAAGAGAACCGCAGCUCUGAAGAGAAUAGCCAUGCAGAUCUUGAGCUCCACACCAAUCUGGAGGAGAAGAUGCCGUACUGGUUGUGAAGAGAUUGGACCAGUCAUCUUCACCAUCUACCCCAACCGCAAGGCUCCAAGGCUGAAAGAGAUAUCCAGUGUGCUGGAGAAGCAGCACGACCUGAUAAAGCUGAUGAUCCAGAAGAUGGAGAUCACCUCGGAGGCAGACGAACAUGACGGGCCCACAGAGGUCAAAGGUUACAGGCAGAGGUCAAACUGGGGCCAAGCCAAAGGCUCCAACUGGAUCCCGCUGAUGAAGGUCCUCGAGCGCAAGAACGUUUGAGUCCUUCAAUUUACCGGUGACAUUUGUCGGCUUUCCAUAAAUCCCGGGUAGAAAAUCCCUGGGAUCAGAAGGGAAUAGACAGGAGGUCCAGAAACCUCCGACCAGGAUUUGUGAAAACCAGGGGAAUUGUAGGAAAGACCAGAAUUGUGCAUCCUUAUUCAUGACCAUAAACAAUAUGACAAGAAUAUUUAAAAUAGAGAACAUUUUCAUUGUUAUAUAUACAGUACUUGAACUGCUAUUGUUUUUAAAACUUACUGUAGGAUACUAUGAUUAGCAUGAAUUACUUAUCAGUGGGGAUACGACUUCUGAUGCACCCUUUUGAUUGGUUAAUUAUGGAUCUCUCUCUCUCUGUCUCUCUCUGUCUCUUUCUGUCUCUCUCUGUCUAUCUAUCUCUAUCUGUCUGUCUC